Messenger RNA from Phragmites australis (common reed), 722 nucleotides. RefSeq lists its product as uncharacterized. NCBI's taxonomy places the organism in Eukaryota, Viridiplantae, Streptophyta, Magnoliopsida, Poales, Poaceae. Bases 106 to 657 code for a protein of 183 amino acids. The transcript has 5 exons. The record is from RefSeq and is a predicted model, not a curated record.
GAACGCAGAGACUUCGCGAGACGCGACGCCACCAACCCUAGUCCCGGCCCAACCGAAGCGACGGAAGAGACGCGGCACGCAGCGGGGCAGGGAGGAGCCGGCGGCAUGAGGGGCAGCGCGAUGUUGACCGCGCCGCGGGGCGCCGGCACGGCCCCGUCCACCCCCUCCUCGGCGGCGUCCGCGGCGGACCUGGCCGGAGCGGGCGCCAUCGGCGGAGGCGGCGGCAACUUCCCCCUCGCCGUCGCGCUCCUUGCCUUCGCCUUCGCUAACUUCAUCAACCUCCUCUCCAUCUGGUUAAAGGAGAAGAGAUGGGAUGCAAGAAAAUUUCUUACUUCAGCUGGAGUCAUGUCAUCUCUUUCUGCAACAGUGGGGAGUUUAGCUGUGGCAGUUGGUCAACAAGAAGGCGCAGAUAGUUCUUCAUUUGCCCUCGCACUGGUUUUUGCUGCCGUUGUAAUGUAUGAUGCGUCAGGAAUUAGAUGGCACACAGGUCGCCAAGCUGCGUUGUUAAAUCAAAUAGUUUGUGAUUUCCCACCAGAACAUCCAAUUAUUUCGACCUUUAGGCCACUACGGGAACCUCUUGGACACAGCCCACUUCAGGUUUUUGCAGGAGCAGUUGUUGGUUGUGCUGUUGCUUACUUCACGGGAAGAUCUGUAUAAGAAAUAGUGGGCAUUUGCCUUGUACACGAAUUCUACUAUUUUGAUAUAAUGAACCUUUUUUUAAA